GUGCCGCCGCUUUUAGGGCCGCCCCGCGGCGGCUGCCGGAGCCGGCGGAGCAGCGCGGGCACGGGGCGGCGGCAGCAGCAGCGCCAUGUCCUGAGGGGAGGAAGAAGAGAAGGAGGAGGAGGAGUUGGCGGCGGCGGCGGCGGUCGGCGGCUUGGAGCCCCCACCACGGAGGGGUCGGUGGAGCAGCGGGCCAAGGGCCGGGCCCCCAUGAAGGAGAAGGAGGCCGGGGCGGAGCGGGGCAAGCCCGCCACCUACACCGGGGACAAGAAGGCGCGCAUGGCGGCCAAGACCAACAAGAAGUGGGUGCGCCUGGCCACCGUGCUGGCCUACGUGCUGUCCGUCUCGCUGGCCGCCAUCGUCCUCGCCGUCUACUACAGCCUCAUCUGGCAGCCGGUGCGCGGCGGCCCCGGCACGGUCGCCAACUCCUCCUCGCAGCCCCACGUUUCCCCAGCGCCCGGCUCCAGCUCCCCGCGGCCUCUCGCCACCACGCAGGAGGCAGCGGCUCGGAACGGCCUCGCCCAGGCGGGGGGAGGCCCGAAGGAGCCUCCUCCAUCCCCGGCUUCUUCAUCUUCUUCUUCUGCCUCCCCCUCGCCGCCUCCUUCCAAGGGCCCCCCGUUGCGGCCGGGGUCGCACGGAGGCGGCGCCCCCCCCUGAGGAGCCCCCGCGGUGAGGGCGCUGGAGGCUGACCGCUGGAGGACGGUGGCUGCGGGACAUCCUUAUUUAACCCUCCUCCUCCCCAAAAUUCGUCCUCCGAAGGGGGGUGUUGGUGGCUUCCUUCUGGGCUAGCUUCUCCCUCCGACCCCGCGUUGGACUCGCGAGCUGCUGGUGCCCGGCUGUCACCGGGAGGAUGUUGGUGGGGCCCCAAAGCUGAGGCUGUUGGCAGGACCGGCCGGGGACAGUGUGGAUGUAGAGGCUGUAACCCGUUGUUUAAGUACCGAGUUUUGUUUAGCCGAUGAGCAUAAACUUAUUUAAACAGAUGUGAAAGAGGUAAAUUGACUUGUUUACUACAUUAAAAUAUUUUCCCAAGAUGAAA
Molecule: messenger RNA, 1033 nt
Organism: Anas platyrhynchos (mallard)
Lineage: Eukaryota; Metazoa; Chordata; Aves; Anseriformes; Anatidae
Gene: INAFM2
Product: InaF motif containing 2
Source: RefSeq, a predicted model, not a curated record